AAAUUGGAUAACAAAAAACAACCUUUUUUUUUAUCAUAAAGAGAGCAUCAUAUUUAGCUUUCACCACAUUUUGGAGGCAAACAUAUCUAUAGUAUAUGUUCUGUUUUCAUGGCAAAAACAACUCACAUAGCUAUUGUUUCAGGUCCUGGUUUCAGCCACCUAGUCCCUAUAGUUGAGUUCAGCAAGCGACUUAUCAAGCUUCACCCAAAUUUUCAUGUCAACUGCAUCAUUCCCUCAUUUGGGUCACCCCCAGAAUCCUCCAAAGCCUACCUUAAGACUCUUCCUUCAAACAUAGACACCAUCUUACUUCCUCCCAUUAACAAACAACAAUUACCCCAAGGAGUAAACCCUGCAGUCACUAUUACUCUUUCUCUGCCAUCAAUACAUGAGGCCCUGAAAUCCUUGUCCUCUAAAUUUCCUUUAACAGCGUUGGUUGCAGAUAUUUUUGCAUUUCCAACCUUGGAAUUCGCAAAGGAGUUCAACGCACUAUCCUAUUUUUACACCCCUUGUUCAGCCAUGGUACUGUCACUGGCUCUACACAUGCCAAAACUUGAUGAGGAAGUUUCAGGUGAGUACAAGGACCUAACAGAACCUAUAAAGUUACAAGGUUAUGUACCAAUUUUGGGGGUUGAUCUUCCAGCUUCAACCCAAAGUCGAUCAAGCGAAGCUUACAAGUCUUUUCUUGAACGUACCAAAGCAAUAGCUACCGCAGAUGGGAUAAUUAUCAACACCUUCUUAGAAAUGGAAUCAGGUGCUAUAAGAGCAUUGGAAGAGUAUGAAAAUGGGAAGAUCAGACUGUACCCAGUUGGACCCAUUACGCAAAAAGGGUCAAGAGAUGAGGUUGAUGAGUCUGGUAAGUGUUUGAGUUGGUUGGACAAGCAGCCACCUUGUUCAGUGUUGUAUGUUUCUUUUGGAAGUGGUGGAACACUCUCUCAGAACCAAAUCAAUGAGUUAGCCUCGGGUUUGGAAUUGAGUGGUCAAAGGUUCUUGUGGGUUUUGAGAGCACCAAGUAAUUCAGUUAAUGCUGCUUACCUUGAGGCAGAAAAGGAGGACCCUUUGAAAUUUUUACCAAGUGGGUUUUUAGAAAGGACAAAGGAGAAAGGUUUGGUUGUGCCAUCAUGGGCACCUCAGGUUCAGGUUCUUAGUCACAAUUCAGUUGGAGGGUUCCUGAGCCAUUGUGGUUGGAACUCGACAUUGGAGAGUGUGCAAGAGGGAGUGCCUAUAAUAACAUGGCCACUCUUUGCUGAGCAGAGAAUGAAUGCAGUUAUGUUAACCGAUGGACUUAAAGUGGCGUUGAGGACAAAAUUUAACGAGGAUGGCAUAGUGGAGAAGGAGGAAAUUGCGAAGGUGAUAAAGUGUCUGAUGGAAGGGGAAGAAGGUAAAGGAAUACGUGAAAGAAAGAUGAAUUUAAAAGAUUUCUCUGCUAAUGCACUGAAAGAUGGCUCUUCAACACAAACCCUGUCUCAAUUGGCUCGUCACUGGGAAAAUUCGAGUGAGGUUUAGGUAAAUAGCUUUUUUCUUAAAUUGUUUUUAAGUAGUUGUAUUUUGUGUGCUUUUCAUGGUUAAGUUAUUGCGGAUCUUGGAAUGCGAAUUACAAUUUUGGAGAAGCUGCGUGGGUUAUAUAGGGAUCGGUCAGCUGGAAUUUAAUGAGAUUCAGGAAAAAAUGAGGUAUUCAACAACGUGAAUUUUGAUCAUUCUAUUUCUAGGAUUAUGCAAGACAUCGUCCAUAUUUAUUGUGAUUAUUAUGAUUAAUAUGUUGAGCUGUAACGUUUGUAGACACAUGUGUACCCCAAUCUGAGAGAUACUUCUUGUAUCUCUUGGUAUAUUAUUAAUAUAAAUAUAUACAUAUUUUGCA
Molecule: messenger RNA, 1855 nt
Organism: Glycine soja
Lineage: Eukaryota; Viridiplantae; Streptophyta; Magnoliopsida; Fabales; Fabaceae
Product: hydroquinone glucosyltransferase-like
Exons: 1
Coding region: 109-1503 (464 amino acids)
Molecular function (GO): UDP-glycosyltransferase activity
Source: RefSeq, a predicted model, not a curated record